UUAUUCUCAGUGCAUUUAGUGCAGAUGUAUGUCCGCCGAGUAGUCUAAAAAAGUUUGACUCAAAUGUGGCUAAACUGCUAACUAUUGGCAAUUCCGGGCGACGUUUCCCGGAAAAUAAGGGCUCGGAAUUGAAAAAGUAUUGCGACCAAAAUGAAAAGUUGAUAGGUGAUAUCGACAAGCACCGGGAUAAAUGUAUGAAUAAUGCGCCCAAACAAAUUGCCGGAGUGCUAUUAUAUACAGUAAAAGGGGCGGUUAAACAAUUUUGUAAAAAGAAAACUAGGCAACUGGACAACCUACUUAAGGCGGGUGCUUGUAGUAACGCGGCAAAUACCCAGGUGAAUAAAUGUUACACAAAAUUGAUCGAUAAGUACCUGGGUAUACAAAAUUCUCAGGACGAUAAAAAGAAAAUGCCAUGGUUAUGUUGCUCAUUUUAUGAGAUAUUAGAGUGCAUACCGCGCGAUGUACAGGGUGUCAAAAAGUGUACGCCUAUUGCCGUGGAUAGUAUGCUGGGAUUUAUUAGGUCAAUGACUGGCAAUAUUAUAGACAUGUUUUGCUCGGAUUAUACCGAGGGUUCCGAUAAGUGCGAAAAGCUAGUUUCUGUCCAUUCGGGGUCUGCCACCAGGGCCCCGGUGGAUGUAGAAAAGCCUACUGGUGAAGAUCGGCCCAACGCCGAUGAUGGCGCUCGUGAUCGGCCCGAUCCCCGGGCCGAAAACGACAGUUUGGGGACGGACGGCGAUGAGGUGCGAUUUUCGCUGACGGGAAAAUACGGGGGGUUUUUGGAG
Messenger RNA from Oppiella nova, 782 nucleotides. Lineage: Eukaryota; Metazoa; Arthropoda; Arachnida; Sarcoptiformes; Oppiidae. The record is from the annotation of a GenBank genome assembly.